AUGGACGCGAAUAAUAACUCCUCUAUUCCCAGAAUCUCGGAUAGCUUGGUCCCAACAAGGUCUAAUCUUCCUCCAUCGGACAACGAAGUUCCUUCAUUGAUCGAGGAUGAAUUGGAAUUUGAGGGGUCGAAGUCUCGUAAGAAGAUGUAUAAGCUGAAAAGAAAAAUGAAAGUACUUGCUGAACGCUAUUCUAUCCUGGAGAAAAGAUGUGAGACACUGGAGAAAGAGUUAGCGGCACAAAAUGAAAUUAUGCUAAAAAUUGUCAGAGCAUUGAUAGCGGCAAACAAAUAA
Messenger RNA from Necator americanus (New World hookworm), 291 nucleotides. RefSeq lists its product as uncharacterized. Bases 1 to 291 code for a protein of 96 amino acids. The record is from RefSeq and is a predicted model, not a curated record. The transcript has 4 exons. NCBI's taxonomy places the organism in Eukaryota, Metazoa, Nematoda, Chromadorea, Rhabditida, Ancylostomatidae.